Messenger RNA from Plutella xylostella (diamondback moth), 5772 nucleotides. The record is from RefSeq and is a predicted model, not a curated record. Lineage: Eukaryota; Metazoa; Arthropoda; Insecta; Lepidoptera; Plutellidae.
UCGAAGAUUUUGUUUUUGUUGUUGUUCUUUGCUGUAAUCAGAUAAAUCUAAUGAAAUAACAAAAUAAAAGCUGAAUAAGUGCUAUUUAACUGAAUCACAAAAGAAAAUACAUACUUCACCUUAAGUAACUAUGAAUACUAGUGUUCCAUUGCUAUGAAUAAACCAAGUUCUUCCAAACAAAACAAUGCAGUUUUAUUGGAGGACCAAGACAUAUUCGAAGACUCUUCGUUUCUUGCUAAAUUCGAGGAGUCCUCGUUCCACGACACUACCGCCGGACAAACGUCGUUUAAUCGGAGCAACUUAAAUAUAAGUGCCCUGUGCUGCGAUGAAGAGAUCAGUGGCUAUGACAAGCUGACAGGAAAGACAUGGAUCUACCCCACCAAUUACCCCGUCAGAGACUACCAGUUCAACAUCAUUAAAUCUGCCAUUGUGAAAAAUACACUGGUCAGCUUACCAACAGGUUUGGGAAAGACUUUCAUAGCUGCAGUGAUAAUGUACAACUUCUACCGUUGGUACCCGCUUGGGAAGAUCAUCUUCAUGGCACCAACUAGGCCGCUGGUGGCGCAACAGAUUGAAGCCUGCUACGACAUUGUAGCCAUCCCGCCUGAUGACACUAUUGAAAUGACUGGGACAAUGAACGUUAACACCAGAAAAUUACACUGGCAAUCCAAGAGAGUGUUCUUUGCGACGCCCCAAGUCAUCAGCAACGACUUGCAGUCGGGCAUCUGUCCCGCAGACCAGAUCAGAUGCUUGGUGUUCGACGAGGCACAUAGGGCAAGAGGGAACUAUGCUUACUGCACCAUCAUGGGAAUUUUGAAUGAUAAAGGGCACAGGACCUUUAGGGUGCUAGCUUUGUCUGCUACUCCAGGAAGCAAAGUUGAUGAUGUUAAUAAUGUAGUAAAAAACCUACACAUAGCCCAACUAGAACUUCGCACGGAGACCUGCAUCGACGUGGCUCCAUACUGCCACGCGCGCCGCGUCGCCACCGCCGUCAUACCGCUGGGGCCGGAGCUCACCGCCGUCCGGACACAGUAUGUGGAGAUCUUAGACGUGUACGCGCGUCGUCUGAAGCAGCUGAACAUCCUGCCUCACAACACCGGCAACUUGUCCAAGGGGCGGGUCGUCAUGCUGUACAAGGAGUACCAGAAUAAGGAUCGAGGCUCCAGGCACCCGCAACACAACUGGAUAAUGAAAGACUUCACAGUUCUCAUUUCUCUCUACCACGGACUCGAGUUACUACUCAAACAUGGCAUGAGAGUGUUCCUCAACUUCUUCGACGAACAUCCGGAGAAAUCCUGGAUCCAGUCGGACGACCAGUUGACGGUUCUGUUGGAGAGAUUGCGGGACGAUCUGGGGGUUAAUCCGCUGUCGUUGAACACUAGUUUGCUGCCAGAUGGGACUGUUCCUGAGGUACCUAAAGAUUUGCGCUUCGGUCACCCAAAGUUUGAUAAGCUCAGAGAAAUAAUGCUGGAUCAUUUUACUAGAGCCAAAAAGGAAGGACAGGAUACUAAAGCCAUCGUAUUCUGCGAGUACCGAGAGAGCGUGUCCCUAGUGCAGUGUCUGCUGCUGCAGUGUCGCCCGCUGAUCCGACCCAUGAUGUUCGUGGGGCAAGGCGCUGGCGGCAAAUCCGGAAAAGCAGUAUCUCAAAAGCAGCAACUCUCAAUAGCCCGAGGGUUCCGCGAAGGAGUCUACAACACUCUAGCGGCGACCUGCGUGGCCGAGGAAGGGUUACACGUGGGCUCUGUGGACCUGAUUGUGUGCUUCGAUAUAUCCACUAGUGAGCCCGUGCGAUUGGUGCAGAGAUGCGGUCGAACCGGUCGGCAGCGUCUCGGGCAAGUUCAUAUUCUAGUCACUGAGGGGAGGGAACAUCAGACACUCCAAGACUGCAUGCGUCAGCGCGACGGGCUGAACCGUAAGAUCCUGCAAUCCAAGGAGAUACAGAGCAACCUCUACAAGCUCAACCCGCGCAUGAUGCCCCGCGACUUCAUGCCAGAGUGCAGAAAGAUGUUCAUUACAGUUGAGAAGAAAGUGGACCCGAAAGAGAAGGCGAAAGAGAUACCUUUGAAGGGGAAAAAGGGUCAAAAAGAUCUCCGCAGUAUGUUAUUAGACAAGAACCAGAAUGCUUCAAGCAGCGGAUCAAAUAUAUCUGUCAAAGCUUCAAAUGCGAACGCCUUGAUUACUAAAGAUGAGUUUGAGGAACUGUUUCCUGAAGGACUAAAGAAGAAAUCGUUUGAAAAAGCUGGCAGAGAGUACUGGAAUUUAAACAAAGACAUAUUGUCAAAACUAUCGACAACAGAUGAACAUGCCAGAAACCUAUCAACGUGGUUGGAAUGGCAGAGAAGGCCACAGAACACGGUGAACUAUGGUCACUCUCGGGACAGUGAGAUCCUGAGCGAGUUGCUACAGUACGCCGACGCUAAGAGAUUCGAAGACGCACCUAGCACGCAAAACCCAGUAUUCGACACGCAAGACAUCGUCACUCAGUAUAUCCCAGCGCCUUCACCCGUCAAAGUACCAGUUAACCCAUUACCAAUGAAACCCCCAACAAAAAAGAAAACCAAAGCAGCUAUAGUUAAACCUAUUGUAAACAAACCAAUAGGACCCAAAGACGGAGAUAUUAGAGCAUUAUUUAGUACAGCUACUAAAUCUACUAAGAGUUAUACGAAACUGAUAAGUGAUCUAGGUAUUCCAAAUGACGGUAGUGUACCUACUAGUUUAAUAGACCUAAUGGUAGACCUAAGUCUUGAAAGUACUAAUAAUACAGUACGUAAAUGUUAUAUUUGCGCUUAUGUAUGCGAAUGUUCAUUCUUUAACGAUAUGAAGAAAGUAAAAAAAGAUAAACAGGCAGUACCAAGUUUCUUGAAGAAACCUAUUCUACCAGAUAUUGAUCUUCUUGAUGAUAUUGAUGCAGACAUCAUUGAAGAGUGUGCCAAAAAGCCAGAUAUUGUGAACUUGGAAUUAAAUGAAAUUCUUCCAGACAAAAAUCGUGACAAUGAAUCGUUAGAUUUUGAUGAUAACCACAUAGAGUUAUUGGGUAAUGAAAAAAAUAAUUGCAGUACUAACUUUGAUUUAGAGUUCGAUUUUGAAUCACCGGUAGAGGAGGUGAACAACGAUGUGCCUAAUGAAAGUGCUGACAAAAACUUCGAUAUCGGCAAUAUCGAAGAUAUUUUUGCUGACAGUAGUCCCGAAGAAGCUAUUAAAGAAGAUUUAGUGAAAGAAGAUAAAAAUUCUAGUAAUCCAAAAGAUGCUUUGGGAUUCUUUGGUUUAGAUAGUAUUGAAGAUAUAUUUGCUGAUUCAGAUGAUAGCAUACAAUCUGUAAAUAAUGUUGUAACUGAAACAGUCACAAAACCAAUCACUAAGGACAAUGAUGCACCCAAAGAGGUAAUAGAAGAAGAAAAAAUAUUUGAUAAUUUUGAUGUACCAGCUCCAAUAGAAUAUCCUGCUAGUCCUUCAAUAUUGUCAGGAAGGAGAAAGAAAAAUAUAUCGACGUCACCAAUUUUGUGCAGUCAAGCUAAAAGAGUCAAACUGAGUACGAAGAAAGAUAGCCAUAGCACACCCAUCCUAAAACCAAAGUCAUUGAGUGAAGUGUUCAAUAAUGAGGAAGUCAUCGAGAUUAUGGAGGAUAAUAACAAUAAACUAAAACAAAACACUGCUAGUACAACUAAAGAAACCAGUAUUGUAAAUACUAGCAACAAAAGUAUGUUUACAAUAACACAACUAGUUGAUAUGAUUAAUAAAACACAAGCUGAUAAUUCUAAACAGGAACCAUCCAUCAGUAAAGAAGAUGAAAUUCUGUUAACUCAAAUACAACAAGAAGAUAAUGAAAGAAGUAUGUCCCCAAUAUUACUGACACAAGCAGAUAAAAAAAGAUCUUCCAGUAAAAAGAAGACGAAGAACUUACAAAUUAGAAAGAAUCAUAGUCUUAUUGUGUUGGACAGUGAUAGUGAAUCUGAUAAUGAUAUCGACAACACUCAAGUUUAUGAUGUCGAAAACUCUGAAAACAUCGGAACAUUAUUAAAUGAGCCUAAAGAAAAUUUACUGCCAAUUAGUCCUGUUGGUAAUAAAAGAAAAUUUGACGUCGACGUAUCCGAUGAUUUGAACGCGUCUCCUUAUUUUAAUAAGAAGGCAAAAUUGGACGAGAAUGUUCCAAAACCUUUAUCGUUACAAGAAAAGAUAAUAGCUGCUUUGUCGACGAAAAAAGCUAAAAAACUUUCACCUAAGAAAGAUGAGUCUAUCAAUUUCAUGUAUUCAUCCCCAACGAUAGUGUCUCAAAAAGAAAAUCUGAGCCCUAAAGUACUAAGAAAUGGUUUCCAUUCACCAAACAAUGAUGAGAAGAAAGAAACACUGAAUGGUUUAGACAAACUCCAACACUUCAAGCAUGACCCCAAAACACCUUUUUCGAGUAAAUUCCAAAGUCAGAAAAUUCUUUCUAAUAAAAACUUGACAAAUAAUUCUCAAAAACGCAAACUUACAUUUGAAGAUAGCGACGAUGACUUUAUUAUGGAUGUAGACGACAAGAAAUGCCCGAGUCCAAAGUUCACGAAAACACAGGAAAGCACCAUCGUGAACCAUAAAAUAAGAAAGCUUAGUUUACUCCUCAAAUCCAUCCAUUCUCACUUAACAUCCAUCCACACUCCACAGAAAAGGCCACCCCGCAGCGAGUUCCUAGACCUCUCCGCGCAGAUAUCCUCGGACGAGUGCAGCGGAGACGAGCUAUCUGAUGACAGUGUCGGCAGUAUCAUCGACUUCAUCUGUGAUGAUGAAGAGCAUGUGGUGAAGGAGGAUAUGCACGCGCUUUACUUGGAGUCUGUUAAGAGUCCCGUGAAAGGCAUGUUCAAGAUACCGCAACUGCCGUCUAAGUAUAAGAACGCCGACAUAUUAUCUCAAUAUGUGGAAGAAGACGCUUAUGAAAUGGACAGUUUCUGCGUUGACUCCCACAUAGGGCUGACACAAGUGCACGACGACUCGGAGCUCGAGUUGGCCGAACAAAUACUAGAAAUGAAGCGAAAGAGGAGGAGAAAACCAAAACCUAAGAACACAAAACUUAAUGAAAAAACUAAAGACGCACCGACUGUAGAAUUGUUGAGUCAGAGUGGAGACAGCCCUGUGAUAAAAAGAAGACAAAUGAAGGUCGCAAGAAGGAUUUCUAGCGAUUCGGAUGAUAGCAGUUGAAGGUUAAGAGAUAUUUUAAAAAAAGCUUCAUCAUCCGUCUGUUACAGUCAUACUGCUCUGCUGGACAUAGGUCAAAUGCAAAAGAAAUGAAUCCUACACCUGAUCGAAAGAAUACCAGAUAUUUUCUUGAUAUAUUUGAUUCCUCUGUAUUAUGAAACAGUUCGUGAAACGGUGAUAGGUCUUGUUACUAUCCUGAUGAAAUACUACUCACAUAGACCGACACAGUUUGUAAUCAUAUUAGUCAAAAUCAGUUUAGUUGUGCUAAUAUCGGUGUGAAAAAUGCGUUUUUGAUUUUGAUUAGUUGACCCAGUUACAAAUUCUGUAAGUCAACGAUGCACCAAAGUGAAAUUGUUCAUUCAUGUGGUUUUAUAAGUGUAGGGACACAAACCAUAUUAUUUCUCUAAUAGAUAAUUAUUUAUUGUACUGUGAUAAUAAUUUAAUUAUUUAAGUGUAUGUAAUUUUGAUAAGAUUUAGAAUGUAUAACUACUAAUUUAAUUAAGCUACUCGGUAAUUACAUAUUACAAUUUUGUAAAUUUCCAUGGACAUUCCUAUCAUGUUUUUGAUACACAUUUCAAAUUAUGCCUAAAUUAAUAAAUAACU